Messenger RNA from Cuscuta epithymum, 8698 nucleotides. NCBI's taxonomy places the organism in Eukaryota, Viridiplantae, Streptophyta, Magnoliopsida, Solanales, Convolvulaceae. The record is from the annotation of a GenBank genome assembly.
AUUAGAGGGGAGGAGCAAGUGAAACGAGCAUUCAUGAUCCCUGCAUUUAUGACAACGUAAAGGCAUACUUAACGAAGCCAGAUGUACACAAAGCUUUGCAUGUCGCUCCUUUGCCAUUUCAUUGGGAUACAGAAUGCACGGGGCUUGCUAAUCAACGGACACCGCAGUUUGAGAUUAAUAUCAUUCCUACAUUGUCAUUACUUCUACGCCGUCAUCUCCCAGUAUUGCUCUACAGUGGUGAUCAAGAUCUAAUGGUACCUGUGGCGCAGACUAGGAAGAUUGCGUACAUGCUGGCUAGAGAUUUGAAGCUCACCACGUUGCAUAAGAAUGGACCUUGGUAUGAUGGUCAUCAGAUUGUCACGAUGGCGGAGCAAAGAUCGCAGCAAUGAAAACGAAGAAGAUGAUUGUGAUCAUGAAAAAAGGAAUUACCAUUGCGCAAGGGGAGAAAAACGAUGCAGGAAUACCUUAGGAAAUAAUUCUGGAGAAACACAUAAGGAAAGAAUCGUGCAGCGAGAUUUUAGGAACCGUUUGAACGGAUGGGUGAUGUAGAAACUGAAAUGACAUGGAGUUUUUGGCGACCAGUUAACUUGUAUUUUCCGGACCAGUUAACUUGCAAAAAUCAUUUGACGACCUUCCCGAUUGAGUUUUUGGCUGAAAUGUUUUGUGGAUAAACUAGACUUGAUGGAGAACAUGUCAUAAAAAUUUCAUCAAAAAAAGCCACCGGGAAGGCGGCCAAUGGUUCUAAUGAGAACACCUCUCAUCGUGAGAAGUGAGAACAAAUCAUAACCACUCAUCUUAUUAAAUGAUCGGUUGUUACGUAAUUGGUGCAUAAAUACAAUGAUGCACUUUCGCACAUCCUAAACGGCCUCUUAGAAACGGAAUUAGAGGUGUAGAAAUAAUACAGGGCAACGGUGGGAGACCACUUCCGAAAAAGUGGGUUGAAAUAAAAUAUUAAAUCAUAUAAAAUGGUUUUAGCUUAAUUUGAUAUUACUUUUUAUAUUAUAAUCCAAUUUCAUAAAAAAAAUAUCAAAUUAAAUAAUUUUUUAUUAUCUUUGAUAUGACACCAAUAUUGCAUAUGCAUUUUUUUAUUUAAAAAAGAACGUAUAGAAUAAACCACACCAAUCAUCUCCAGCUAUCGCACACACCGACACACAAUAACAUAUAUUUAACACACAACCAUCAAUAUUUAGUGCACAAAAAAAGUAGUAUCUCGCAAAAUAUUUGUAUAUAAAGCAUCAUAACAAAUAUCUAAUACACAAAAAGCAGUAUUUAAGGCACAACAAUUAAGGAUUGAUAUCUAACGCACUAGAAUUUUAUAUAGUACACAUGAACUAGUAUAUAAAGCGCAAUAUGUAUACACUUUAGAGAACCAGUAUCUAGCACAUAGAAUGGACAUAGAGAAUCACAACAAGCUAAGUAUGUCACGUACAAAAACAAGUAUCCAACAUACAACCCCGAAUACGUAAUGCACAUGAACCGGUCUCAAACACACAACCAAUUUAUGUAAUGCACUUGAACUUGUAUCUAACUCACAUUUCGUAUAUAACACAAAAGUCGAAAAAAUAUGUUUUGAAAAAUAUAACUAUGAUACGAUAAUUAACAAUUAAGGAGAGGGAUAAUUGAAUGAAUAAUGGAAUCGUACUUAGUAGAGUUUAAAUUGACCAUUUAUUAAGAAACAUUUCAAUAUAUAUCCGUGUGUUACAUUACAGUAUAUAUUUCUCAUACAGUCAUACGUGUGGACAUGCAUGCUGCAUAAUUGUGCAGAGGAGGAACACAUGUCUCUUCUGGUUCAAUUGUUUUUAAGCUUGAUGCAUGGUUGAUGUGCCCCAAAUAUGAAGACUGUCAUAUAUAUGCUUUAUUCUUUAUUUUACUCCAAUUUACUUGAACUCGAUCGGGCAGUCUAAAUAUAAUUGUGAUAUUUUAUUUCCUUAAAUGGAAAAAGUGAGAAACGGGUUCGGAAGAAAUAAAAUUAAAAAAUUAAUAUGAUAUGCAUUGUAUCAUUUCCAUCCUGUUGAGUUUAAUCCAACACGAUAUAGUAAAUAUAUGUAUAAAUGUGUAUGAACAAGCUAUUUUUACGUGGAACCCCGGAAAGGGAGAAAACCACAGGACUUUUUAGGCUAAUGUCCAAGCCCUCUCAUUCUCAUUAGGACUCUCCUCACCAUUACACAGUACAAUUUGAGCUCCCAUUAAUGGAGUAGUGAACUAGCUAGAGAGAAAAUAAGAGUUGGGGAAGAAGAAAAAGAUCCUUUACAUGGAGGGAAAACCUCCUAUAAAUAGGGAAAGGGGAAGGGGAUGCUCUCCACCCUAAUGGGCCGCAUGGGCCGGAGUGGGCCCAAAUGGCUAAAGUGGGCUGGAUGGGCCGAAAUGGGCCUAGCUGCUCGGGCUCCGUACUGAAUAAUGUCUUGGUCUCCUGAACAGUAAUAGGCUGGGAUAAUAUAUCCCAACACAAGUCCCCCAGUUUCUUGAGUAGUGAGCGUGCGAAUCUGCUCGAGAAAAUAUACUCUUGCCUGCGCUCUUCCUCUGUCUUGCUGGAAAUUGUGUCUUCGAAUAAUCAUAAUAUACGAGUGGGUGUCUGCACUCCUGAACGUAAUCUGCCGGUGAGUCACCCCCCUUCCCGACGAGGUCGAGCGAAGGGUGCUCCUCCACGGGCACCCCCCCCCCCCCCUGAAUGCAUCAGGCGGGAGUAAAGGACUCUGAGUCCAGCUUUCCAAUCGGAGAAGCUAAGAGGUCCAUGCAUCUAUAAACCGACGUCGCGGUACUGUCAAAACAUGAUGCACGUGUGUAUGUAUGAAUGUAUGAGGUAUGAUGCAUGAAUGCAUGAAUGCAUGUAAUGUAUGGGUGCAAUGUAUGUGAGAAGGAAUGUGAGAUGUGAUAGGAAGCGGUGGCUCUCAUCGAUAAACCGGGCAUGUCAGCGCCGAGAGGCAGACGUGCUGCAUAAGAUGGUCGUCGCCAUCCGAGAAGGGAUGCGCGAUCCGGAGAUGAACUCGACACGAUGGCACGACGGGGCCGAUUGUGCUGCAUAAGAUAUCCGUCCCCAUCCUGGAGGAGAUGGGCGACCCGGAGAUGAACUAGACACGAUGGCACUGAGGGGCCAAUCAUGCUGCAUAAGAGACGUUCGUCGCCAUCCUGGAAGGGAUGGGCGAGCCGAACAUGAGCCAGACACGAUGGUGCUGAGAGGCCGAUCGUGCUGCAUAAGAGACGUUCGUCACCAUCCUGGAAGGGAAUGGGCGAGCCGAACAUGAGCCAGACACGAUGGUGCUGAGAGGCCGAUCGUGCUGCAUAAGAGACGUUCGUCGCCAUCCUGGAAGGGAAUGGGCGAGCCGAACAUGAGCCAGACACGAUGGUGCUGAGAGGCCGAUCGUGCUGCAUAAGAGACGUUCGUCGCCAUCCUGGAAGGGAAUGGGCGAGCCGAACAUAAGCCAGACACGAUGGUGCUGAGAGGCCGAUCGUGCUGCAUAAAGACGUUCGUCGCCAUCCUGGAAGGGAAUGGGAGAGCCGAACCGUGAAUCUGGACACGAUGGCGCUGAGGGGCCGAUCGUGAUGCAUAAGACGUUCGUCGCCACCCUGGAAGGGAUGGACGAGCUGAACGCCGAACUGGGUACGAUGGCGCUGAGGGGCCGAUCGUACUGCAUAAGAUGGUCGUCGCCAUCCUGGAAGGGAAUGGGCGAGCCGAACCGUGAGUCUGGACACGAUGGCGCUGAGGGGCCGAUCGCGAUGCAUAAGACGUUCGUCGCCACCCUAGAAGGGAUGGACGAGCUGGACGUGAGCUGGGUACGAUGGCGCUGAGGGGCCGAUCGUACUGCAUAAGACGGUUGUCGCCAUCCUGGAGGGAAUGGGCGAGCCAAACCGUGAAUCUAGACACGAUGGCGUUGGGGGGCCGAUCGUGAUGCAUAAGACGUUCGUCGCCACCCUGGAAGGGAUGGACGAGCUGAACGUGAGCUGGGUACGAUGGCGCUGAGGGGCCGAUCGUACUGCAUAAGACGGUCGUCGCCAUCCUGGAGGGAAUGGGCGAGCCGAACCGUGAAUCUAGACACGAUGGCGCUGGGGGGUCGAUCGUGAUGCAUAAGACGUUUGUCGCCACCCUGGAAGGGAUGGACGAGCUGAACGUGAGCUGGGUACGAUGGCGCUGAGGGGCCGAUCGUACUGCAUAAGACGGUCGUCGCCAUCCUGGAGGGAAUGGGCGAGCCGAGCCGUGAAUCUAGACACGAUGGCGCUGGGGGGCCGAUCGUGAUGCAUAAGACGUUCGUCGCCAUCCUAGAAGGGAAUGGACGAGCUGAACGUGAGCUGGGUACGAUGGCGCUGAGGGGCCGAUCGUACUGCAUAAGACGAUUGUCGCCAUCCUGGAGGGAAUGGGCGAGCCGAACCGUGAAUCUAGACACGAUGGCGCUGGGGGCCCGAUCGUGAUGCAUAAGACGUUCGUCGCCACCCUGGAAGGGAUGGACGAGCUGAACGUGAGCUGGGUACGAUGGCGCUGAGGGGCCGAUCGUACUGCAUAAGACGGUUGUCGCCAUCCUGGAGGGAAUGGGCGAGCCGAACCGUGAAUCUGGACACGAUGGCGCUGAGGGGCCGAUCGUGAUACAGAAAAAUAGUGAUGAUCAUCUCAUGGCCCUCGGCCUGUCGGUGAGUGGUAAUCGUCUCGCGGCCCUCGGCCGUGCUGGUGAUGUGCCAAGUCUCUCUCCUGAUUGGUUGUGAGAAGCCGAUCGUCUGCCAGGACUCCAUCCGGGAAGGAAUGGUGAGCAUGAAAUAAUCUGGGCGAUGUCCCUCCUACCUGAUCUGGGGGGCUAAUCGUCGUUCGUCUACCGUAUCCGUGGUCCUAUGUACGGACCGCUAAGCGGUGUACACUCGGUACGCAACAGAUUCCGGUUGAGAACUGGUCCUUCGUGUCUGAUCCAUGGAGCUGGUCUUCGUUUGUCUACCGUAUCUGUGGUCCUAUGUAUGGACCGCUAAGCGGUGUACACUCGGCACGCAACAGACUCCGGUAAAGAACUGGUUCUUCGUGUAUGGCCCAUGGAGCUGGUCUUCGUUCGUGUACCGUAUCCGUGGUCCUAUGUAUGGACCGCUAAGCGGUGUACACUCGGCACGCAACAGACUCCAGUGGAGAACUGGUUCUUCGUUCUUCCCAAGUCUCGUGAGUUACUGGUCUCCUGGUUUCGCAGGAGACGUUCGUCAUCCCAACUAUGAGAAGGAACAGGUUUAUCCACGUCGGGAUUCCCUAUCUCUGUUCGUCCCCAGUCGUGAUUUACUAGUCUUCUGGCUUCGCAGAAGACGUUCGUCAUCCGUCCAUCAAGGGGGAGGAACCGGUAUACCCUGUCAGGGUUCCCGUUUCUUCGUUCGUCCCUGUCGUGAUCCUACUAGUCUUCUUCCCUCGAAGAAGACGUUCGGCAUCCACCGAUCGCAAGGAGGAACUGGUUUACCCUAUCGCGGGUUCCCUGCUUCGUCGUCCCAUGCUCGUGGCCCUACUAGCCUUCUGCUCUGGCAGAAGGUGUUCGUCGAUCCACGGGAAAUGGGAGGAACUGGUUUAUCUUGCCGAGGUUCCCUUUGGUUCGUCUAGCCCCCCCCCCCCCCCCCCCCCCCCCCACGUUCCUACUGGCCUCCGUGUCAGGAGACGUUUGUCAUCCGCGGCGAAGGAAGAUCUGGCAUACCUCGUCAAGACUCCCUCUCUCAUAGGAGCUUGUCUCCCCUUCUCCCCAUCUUUUUUUUGAGGGAGGAAAAUACGUUCGUCGGUUCUAAGAAUGACCACAAGUGAUGUCACACAUAAUGGUGGUGGGAUACCAAAACGAAUAAAAUGACGAGGCGAUGGAAUAGCUGGUCGUCAUGCGAAGGCGAUGGUCACCCUCCUGGAGGGGAGGGGUGAGUCUGAUCGCUAACUCAAGAAGGUCGGCAUUGGGAGCCGAUAAUGAUCAUAAUGUCGCUGAGCAGUCGGUCCUGAUAAGGAGAUGACAAUAGUGUCCGAUCAGGCUGAUAUAUCCGAGCAACGGCUCUCAUCUACGCAGCGCGGGGAUGAAACCGGUCUUCAAAAGAUAAACACGCCGUGCCGAGAGGCCGGUCGUGAUAUAAUGAUAUCGAUAAUGAGAGGCCGAUCUAAGAGUGAGCACACAACGGUCCUCAUCCGCGGGGAGCAGGGAUGAGGCCGGUCUUCAAAUAUGGAAAGCAAGCCGAGCCAGGAGGCCAGUCGUGAUAUAAUGAUGUCGGCAAUGAGGGGCCGAUCUGAAAUCAAGCAACGGUCCUCAUCCGCGCAGUGCGGGGACGAGGCCGGUCUUCAAAAGAUAAACACGCCGUGCCAAGAGGCCGGUCGUGAUAUAAUGAUGUCAGCAAUGAGAAGUCGAUCAAGUGUAUCCGUGCAACGGCUCCCAUCCGCGCAACGCGGGGAUGAUACCGGUCUUCAGGUGAUAAACACGCCGUACCGUGAGGUCGGUCGUGAUGUAAGGAUGGUCCCACGACCCUCGGCCGUAGUGGUCUCCUCUAGGCCACCGGCUCCUGGGGUGGAGAUGCUCGUAUCACGGCUCUCAGCCGUGAUGGUUUCCUCUUGGCCCUCGGCCUCUGGAUGAUGGAUGAUCGUCUCACGGUUCUUCGUCGUGGCAGUUCCCUCCAGACCCUCGGCCUCUAGGUGUUCUUCCUAGGUCUCUGGGGUGGAGAUGCUCGUCCCACGGUUCUCAACCAUGGCGGUCCCCUCUUUAGCUGGCCCUGAACGUCUUCAAGACUCGGGCCGAGCGUCUUUUAAUCAUUUCGCUCGAGCGCGUCGAGUGGCUUCAGCUGCGCAAUAAGCAUGAUAACGGGCCGCACGGCCCGACAGUAUAUAUACAUAGCCAUCUGUGUGGCUUUCUCUCUAACACCCACAAUUACUGGCCUAUGGGUCACUGUGACCCUCAGUCUGGCUCAUCGUGCGGGGUUACUGGACGUAGCAGCUCGCGGCGGGGCCAAUUAGCAGCCCGCCGAACGUCACAUAGAAAUAUCCACUGGUCUGUGAGUUUUCAACUCAGACCCAAGUUGGUCGCACCGCCCUCGGAAAAACGAGGUUGAGUGCUUUGCUGCCCUCGGGCCCCAUAGGCCAUGUUUGGCAAUAGUCACUUCGCGCCUAGCGGCGCGGAUGGUUCUGGGGUACGGUCGUCGAUUGGGCACGUAGUGCCGUGUGGACUAAUGCGCAACCCUCCAAUUAAAAUGCGUCGUCGGGGCAUCGCCCUUUUGGAGACGCUCAGAUCGCUUAAUCAAGCUGAUCGAGAGUGGGCCAACGGGCCCACAAGAAAUUAACUAUUCGAUAAAAUAUUGGCCGAACUAACUAUCACUAGAGCUUCGCUCCGCAUUAUUUAAUUCGGGAUAUUUUAUCCCUAAUAAAUAAUAGCUAGUGAUAUAACAGGUAAUAGUAAUGAUACUAUCCUACCAAAGACCAUUCAGUUAUGCUCCGAUCGCUAAUUCACGCCGAUUAGGAGCGGGCCGACGGGCCCACAGCAACCAAUCAUUAAUUAAAAUGACGGUGAAACUAAUUAUCACUAGAGCUUUACUCAUCUGAGCUUUGCUCGACAUUAUUUAAUUUCGGGAUAUUCCAUCCCUACUAAAUAAUGGCAAAACAAUCUAAUGGUAAUAUAAUAUCAGCAUUAUCCUAAUCAAUACUUUAAUUAGUAAAUGCUGGGGUUGAGUGAUACUUAGCUCUUUGGCAGUGUACCCGUUUGCAUGAACCAAGUGGGCAAGUGGGGCAAUUACUUUGACCAGGUUGGUCAUCCGUCCCAUUGUUACAGUACUCUUUCACAUCUGGAUAGGUUGGCAGCUUCACCCUGCGGCCAAGAAAAUUGCACGCGGCCACUUUAGCUCAUUCAAGGGGCUGCAUCUACUGACGUGAUGGUAUGGAUCGCCGUAUCAACGAACAACGGCGGCCACAACUUCAGAUUUGCAAGGGCUACCUCCGACCCUGCGCGAUGGCGAUUGCUCCUCGAGGACAGACGGUUGACAAGCAGUGGUGCCGGGAAAAAACCGGCUGCAUGCACUGAAGAACGGCGGUGCUGGAGGGACGGUAGCAUGCGGUAUUGCCAGGGACUCCCGGUUUCGACGCCGGCCUCGGGUAUAGGUAUAACUGUCCUUCCCAGGGGCUGGGCUUUUUCCUCCAUUAAUGGCGUCGAACUGACUCACCAGGUCUAUAAUGAUAUGGAAACUCUUGCUGGCCUUCCCGGUCACAACUUCCCGACGUGAAGCAAUAAAUUUCCGCCCACAGCGCACGACAGUGACUUUUUGCCGGCGGGGUUUGGAAACAGGGGUGGCGAGUUUUGGCGCUGCGCGAAUGCGCGAUGUAUGAGAGGAUGGUGACGGAAGCUCCGGGCUCUCCAUCCCAGAUUCCAUGGCUUUCUCCUGUUGCUGAAAUCCAGAACCUCUGCAUCAAAUUUCUUUUUCUUCCCAUAUCUAAGAACUUCUCAGAAUCCAUUUUUCUUCUUUUUUGCUGAAAUCAGUCCAUUUCAUAUGAUUUUUUGUAGAAAAAAUUCAAGAACGAUAGAACACACGAAUCUUUUUGGACAGAUUCCCACAGACGGCGCCAGUGUUGAGUUUAAUCCAACACGAUAUAGUAAAUAUAUGUAUAAAUGUGUAUGAACAAGCUAUUUUUACGUGGAAACCCGGAAAGGGAGAAAACCACGGGACUUUUUAGGCUAAUGUCCAAGCCCUCUCAUUCUCAUUAGGACUCUCCUCACCAUUACACAGUACAAUUUGAGCUCCC